Messenger RNA from Schistocerca cancellata (South American locust), 867 nucleotides. RefSeq names its product gamma-glutamyl hydrolase B-like. Gene Ontology annotation, molecular function: gamma-glutamyl-peptidase activity. Gene Ontology annotation, cellular component: vacuole. The transcript is spliced from 7 exons. Gene Ontology annotation, biological process: tetrahydrofolylpolyglutamate metabolic process. Lineage: Eukaryota; Metazoa; Arthropoda; Insecta; Orthoptera; Acrididae. The record is from RefSeq and is a predicted model, not a curated record. Bases 1 to 867 code for a protein of 288 amino acids.
AUGGCAGAGCGCCACGACGGUGUCCUGUCGCAGGAGGCGCCGGCCUCGUUCGUGAGGAAGUUCUGCGGCAACGCCAGCUGCGGCAGCUACAUCGCGGCGUCCUACGUCAAGUUCGCGGAGGGCGGCGGCGCCCGGGUCGUGCCCAUACGGUACGUCGUCGGCAGGCUCCACGCCCCGUACUCCGAUUUUGACCGGCCUGGUGGCUAUGGAGAGGCUGGAGCGCACAUAUAUGAAGUAGCCAAAGAGAUGAAUAGACAGGGUGACUACUUCCCACUGUGGGGGACAUGUCUUGGAAUGGAGCUAUUGGCACAUGUUUCAGCUGGGCGACGUGAGCUACGAGCUGACUGUUGGGCCUCUAAUCUGGCGAUGCCACUUAACUUAUGUCCAGGUGUUCAGGCGCAGGAACCAGAAUUUAUGAUUGUAGAUCUUCUCAUUACACAAGAAGAAGUGGAGCUUCUUAUUCCCACAGCUGGACAGAAUGUCUGGAACUCAGGAGUUUGUACAGCUGGCGCUCUGAUGAACAUGACGGAGUAUGGUAUUUUACAUAAGUGGCACAUCUUGGCUAUGAACCACGAUGUUGAGGGAAUGGAAUUUGUUUCUGUCAUUGAAUCAAGGAAAUAUCCAUUUUAUGGAAUUAUUUUUCACCCUGAGAAAAAUGCUUAUGAAUGGGCUACUGAAAGAGACAUCCCUCACUCUACAGAUGCUAUAAAAGCCAUGCAGUAUUUCAGCAACUUUUUUGUUAAUGAAGCACGGAAGAGUAACCACUCUUUUCAGUCUCGUGCAACUGAACGAAAUUCGUUAAUUUAUAACUACGAAAUUAAGCAUACAGGAACAGCAUCUGUUUUUGAACAGGUUUAUUUCCUUUAA